CUUCUAAUUGCUUUGCUUACACAUCUUUUAAAGUUUUAAACAACACCAACAGAGCAAAACCAUGUCUUUAAAUCGAUUUGCAGGCAAUGCAGAAGUAGAAGAAGUAGAAAACGUCCUUCUUGAAUAUAGCUUAAAGUAGAUUCACAUGUCCUCUAUGAUUUCAAUGUUAUUGUGAUAGAACAACAGAAGCAGUUUCUCAUUAUGAUUCCUUAUUUUGUGCAACCAAUUAUUGAUUUCUGUGUCAUUCUUAUGCAAAGACCAUGCUAAUCUUUUUUCUUUGUUUUUUGUAUCGUUCCAGUUUUAUCUAAUGUACCUCCACUUCAAUACCGAAGCCGACACUCAAUUCAUUACCUUACCUAUAAAGUUCUUCCUCUUUUUGUGGCUUUUCACACACGUCAAAUUUUGUUUCUUACGGCUUCAUAGCAUGUGACUGUGAACUAAGACAUCUGGGUUGAUGUCAUCACUCAUCACCACAUCCAUAUCUUCUCCGAAAUUUUCAACCUUUAAGUUCCGAGAAUUUUUAGCAAAUAAUCUACCUAAUCUCUCUCACUUUUCUCUCUUCUCUAGGACAAAAAAAAUGCUUUCUUUUUAGUCAUGUAUCAAGUUUUUGUGUCUUCAUUUGGCUCUGACCCACCCAAAUUUGUGCUUCUAUGUUUAGAAUAUGGUACCUGCGUUCCACCAAAGCUGCAGCGGGGUUGUUGGUGAAUGGGACAAGUUAGUGUCGGAUAAGGGGUCGUCAUAUGAGGUAGACGUUUGGCCUGGACUUGUGAGUAUGACUGCAGAUGUGAUCUCUCGUACUGCUUUUGGCAGAAGCUACAAAGAAGGGCAGAGGAUCUUUGAGCUCCAAGCAGAACUAGCACAGCUCAUCAUUCAAGCUUUUAGGAAAGCUUUCAUCCCUGGAUUUAGUAGCAGAGUUCAAUCCAGAGAGAUUCAAAGACGGUCUUUCAAAGGCAACAAAGAGCCAAGUCUCCUUAUUUCCUUUUGCGUGGGGACCGAGGAUAUGCAUCGGCCAGAACUUUGCCCUGUUGGAGGCAAAAAUGCCAAUGGCGUUGAUUCUACAGAGAUUCUCCCUUGAGCUUUCUCCUUCCUACGUUCAUACGCCUCAAACAGUCGUCACCAUUCACCCACAGUUUGGUGCACAUCUUAUCCUGCACAAGCUAUAAUUCUAUAACACCAUAUGCUGUUCUCAAAUAAAGAGAGGAAAAUAAUCCAGAUCAUAAUAUAAAUCUUUUUAUUAAUGGAAGUUGAACUUUGUGCUCACAUAUGUCUUUAUUAAUUGAAGUAAGUACUUUGUGCUCA
This is a messenger RNA of Arabidopsis lyrata subsp. lyrata, 1299 nucleotides long. RefSeq names its product cytochrome P450 72A15. The coding region runs from base 662 to 1075 and encodes 137 amino acids. The record is from RefSeq and is a predicted model, not a curated record. NCBI's taxonomy places the organism in Eukaryota, Viridiplantae, Streptophyta, Magnoliopsida, Brassicales, Brassicaceae. The transcript is spliced from 2 exons. Gene Ontology annotation, molecular function: heme binding; iron ion binding; monooxygenase activity.